Messenger RNA from Ochotona princeps (American pika), 440 nucleotides. RefSeq names its product seminal plasma protein HSP-1-like. The transcript has 4 exons. NCBI's taxonomy places the organism in Eukaryota, Metazoa, Chordata, Mammalia, Lagomorpha, Ochotonidae. The record is from RefSeq and is a predicted model, not a curated record. The coding region runs from base 3 to 440 and encodes 145 amino acids. Gene Ontology annotation, molecular function: heparin binding. Gene Ontology annotation, cellular component: cell surface.
CCAUGUCCCCACGACGAUGGGCUGUCACUCUGAUCUGGGUGUGUACCUGUGCCAUUCUCCAGCUGCACUGUGUGACUGCAGAGGACAAAUGUGUUUUCCCAUUCCAAUAUGGAGGCAAGCUGUAUUUUGAUUGCAUACCGGAAUAUUCUGUGACCAAGUGGUGUUCUCUCACUGAAGUUUAUGACAACAAGUGGAAGUACUGUACUGAAGAUGAUCGUGCCAAAUGUGUGUUUCCCUUUGUCUACAAAGGCAAGAUUUUCUCUCAUUGCAUCAACUGGGCCAGUAAAUAUGACCUAUUCUGGUGCUCACUGACUCCAGACUAUGACCAGGAUAAAGCAUGGAAGUAUUGCGAUGCUUGGGGCACCUUCAUGGCUGGUGGAGGAAUGCAAGAGUCUCACAGUUUGGCAAUGAAGGCCAAAAUCCAUAUGCAGGCUACAUAG